AUGUAAAAUGGAUAAUUUCGACCAAGCUACUGGAGUUUUAGGUCCGUGAUUUACAUAGGAUAUAAUUGUUUUUUGUUGAUGUUUAUUUUAUAUUUUGUAAUUUUGUAGAUUCGUGGGAUUUGCUUUAUCCAAUUUCGGAUUCAUACAUAGAUCGAAGGAAACGAAGUGUUAAUCUAAUAUCAUCCUCUGGGACGCUUUUUUUAAAGGAAACAUCUUAUACACCGUCUACACUCUUUUGUCAGGUGUUUAAUAACAUCUCAGCAAGCUAUUAUCCAGUGUAUGGUGGCUUAUACAAAAGUUACCCCUCAGACAGGCCCCUCGUUAAAGUUACUGUGUGUCCAAAAUCUUCAAAAACUAUCGCAAACGUUCGCGAAAGACAAAAGCGACAUAAAAAGAAAACCACAGAUUCUGAUCAUCCCAUUCCUGGUAAAAAUCUUUAUAUCGUCAUACCCGGAAAGAAAAAGGAUAAAGUAUCUGUUGUUGAUACUACAAAUGCUGGGAUUUUUAAAGAAAUACACGAUAAUAAGUUAUUAUCGGAAUGCAUAUUAAAGAGCUACGUUGAAGAUAUGAAUAAAACCAGGAAAAAGCGAUCAGAAAAGACAAAGGAGACAGAAAACCCAUUACAGACCAUCCAAGAAUGUAGCCCUGGCUGCGCUUAUAUGAACAUGAACAAGACGAAAAAUGUAUCACCGAAUAGAUCGGGAACAACAUCCCCCGUUAGAUCAACUUACAUAGCUGGCACGAAGGCAGAAUCAACAAUAAUAAAUAAAACAGCAACCUUGUCUCAAAAACAAAUAUCAAAAUCUCCCGAUAGAAAUAGUUUAAAGAAUGAUGAAGCGAAAACAAAAUCGCCCACUCGUUCAAAUCAAAAGACAAGGGUUAGUAUUUAUCAGUCAGAUAAGACUCAAAAUAAAGAAACUGCUAAAUCCCCCGAUAGAUUGAGUGUAAACAUCAAGCGGUCGAUCGAAUCGGUCAUUGCUGGGGAAAAGCGAAGAUCACCAGACAGGUAUGAUACGAGCGGGGUGGAUACCAGUCGUCCUGGUAGAAUCAGGAUUACAGGACGUCUAGGACUCACGGAAGAUGACAAAUGCAUCCUAAAGUGUGAUGCUACGCUUAAUGACAAGCCGAUUCCUACGCAAUUUCAAGGGGCAAAUUGUGCCAUGCUACCGCUAUGUUAUGAAGCUUGUAAUGAAGAAUUUAGGUCUCUCAGAAAUCAACGUGAUGUUAAAAUACAAGCAAAAGAAAGUCCCAUGAGAGCCCGUUCUUAUGCACUUUCGGCAACAGGGAAAGAAUCCCAAGCGACGCAAGUAGAUUUCCAAUUGAUAUACUCAACAGCUACGAGCCGAAGAGAAGACUCCAGCCGUGGUAAAGUAAUGCAGAAAUGUGCUUGUGUUAACACUAUUGAUAAUACUAGGAGCAUCUAUGACAAUAAAGAAGAAUCAGGCACAACCCUCAAGAAAAACCAUAGCCCUCUUAUCGUGAUAUCAGUUUAUUCUAAAAAUGAAGAACCAAGCGAGAAAAGUGGUGAUACAAAACCCGCACAAAUUAAAACAAAAGACCAUAAAAAAGAAAUUAAAAAAUCUGGACGCAGUCGAUCUCCUUCGCCAGCGAAAAACAGCAAAAAUAUAAUUGAAAAGAAAUCUGACAGUCGCAUGAAUGCAUCAACCACUAAAAAAACUGUCCGUGAAACGGCAAGAAAAGUAACCAGGUCAAAACUUAAUCAAACUCAAAGUCGAAGUACUGUCCGAACAAGUACUAAAACUAAGAGCGAGAGCAGAACAACCAAGAGCAGGUCCCCUAAAGGUCAAAAAACGCCACCACGAGGUAGUCGAUCUAAUAGUCCACCUAAACAGGAGGAAUUGAAUGCAACUGAACAAAUGAAAAGAGCUUUAAUAGAGGAUUUUACCAAAACUUACAGUGAACAUAUUAAUAAAAGAAAUGCACAUUUAGAAAUACCACUGCAAACGAAACACAAUGUUUCUAAUAUUACUAUUGAUAUAGAAGGCGAUAGUGAAUAUUAUAAUGUCAAGCUGGAGCAAGAUUCAGGGAAGCUGAAUACACAGCUGACAGUCCGCAAGCCCCGGUCCCAAGGACCUCGGGCAGGUGAUAACACUAUGUCCACUUUGGGAGAGCCGGAUACAACUUCGUUAGAAAACUUUUUAUACAUGCCAGAAAACGAGCAUAGAAAGCGAUCUUUUUCUCAAACUUUAAUGUUUGAUGGGAUUGAUCAGCUGACGUUAGGCGGUGAAGAGGAUGAAGGAAAUGCAUUGAAUGUAAAGGACAGUAUCGAAGUCUCUCACAGGCGUGAAACCAAAGUCAGCAACGAUGAUUACAACGAAGUUGAUACCAAAAAUUUAGCCCAAAUAAAACACUUCCAAGGAGACGACUGCCCAAUACCCAACCCCAUAACAAGAGACAGGGAAAUUCAACAACUUCUCGGAAUAGAUAAGGGAGUCGGAAAACAUAAGCCAUCGCACCUAUCAACUCUGACGACGAAAAACAGUCAAGACGGAAUAAAAGAAAUGAAUAGUAACAGAAGAAAUAUGAAGAAUAAAACUGUCGUCAAAUAUAAGAACAAAGACACUUUAUAUGAUGUUAUUAAUAAUGACAUAUUAACGAAACCCCUGCACCAUGUAGCAUGGAAUAAGAAUAUUCAAAUUAUUUAUCAUUUGAAUUUGCGCAGAUCAAAUUCAAUAAUUCUAACACGUCGAUUGAAGAGAAGAACGCAUAACAGUCUCAUUGCAAAACAAAAUAAGUAUCUUGCAAAAUAUUACUACAAUGAUAUAAUAGCAAACGCGACUACAAAAAAACAAACUCAGCAUUAUGACAAAGGUUCCCAGACUGAAAAUGUCCAUAAGAAACCAAUAUGUGCCAUGCCUCGGGAUGUAAAUACAGUUAAUAAAAUAAACCGUGCAGAUGGCUCUAUUUGCAUAAAAAAUUCUGCAGAUAGUUCAAGUUCAGCCAAUUUUGAAAAUUCUACUAAUCUUCAUUGCCGCCAGCAAGUUAUAAACGUCAACAAUUACCAUAUCAUGCAUAAUACUCUGAGGACAAUUUACAUAGCCAAGCAAAAUGAUAAACCGAGUGACGAAAGAGUUAAAGUAAAUCCUGUUAUGAAAACUGAGUCAGUGAAAGAUAUUCAAUAUAGAAGGAUGUCGAUAAGAACACAUCGAGUUAGAUUUUCGUCUUCUGACUCGGAGAAUUAUCUUUCAAAGGAUAAGGAAAUGAGGGAAAACAACAUUAACAUUAGGUCAUGCUCUAUUCAAACCAUUUUUAAAUGUCAUCGAAAAGCAGCAACGCCAAAUCUCGGCCCCUCAAUUUGCUCACUGAGCAACAGUAUCAAAAAUAUCGAUUCGAGAUUCAAAAUGUUCGAGGAUAUGCAAGACAAGCCUCUAAAGAAACCGUUUCUGAAAAGACUCAUUUCCUGCUUAGUCUUUAAGACGUCACAGACUAAACAUCCUAGAGUUCUGCUUGAUAGUAAGAUUAGCAGGAGUCCGGAUAGUUCUUUUGACUCAUAUUAUGUUAGCACUUCGCUUGGUGCAAUAGAGAUGAGUUCGUCAUUGUACGGAACCAGUGCUUCGUUCUACAGCGACCACACUGUACCUGGUAUCAAGAUCAAACGGGGAUUCCUCAGCUCUGUUCGUGGCUUGCUCACUCGCAAGUGUUGAAAUUCUUCUGAAUAUUUGCGGAGAAUGAAUAAAUGAC
Leguminivora glycinivorella is the source of this 3702-nucleotide messenger RNA. RefSeq names its product serine/arginine repetitive matrix protein 2-like. The record is from RefSeq and is a predicted model, not a curated record. The transcript has 12 exons. The coding region runs from base 567 to 3665 and encodes 1032 amino acids. NCBI's taxonomy places the organism in Eukaryota, Metazoa, Arthropoda, Insecta, Lepidoptera, Tortricidae.